AAUUGCAACGGUAUACAAAGCAACAGCGCCCAACAUGUCUAAAUCUGUCCACACAAACCUAACAGAAGGUACUCAAAGUACAACAGAGGUCAGGUUUGGAAAAGAAUACUACAAUUAUUUCGACGCUAAAGCCUAUUUGAGUUCUUAUUUCAGUGGGAUUUCCGAAGAAACCUACUUUCAGUUUACCAUGCGUAAUUUCCACGAGGCUUGGUCCAAAAUGCCCGAGGGAAAUCUUCGUGUGUUAGAAUUUGGUGGAGGUCCAAACAUUUCUGCUCUAAUCAGCGCCGAACCUUACACGAAAGAGAUAAUUUUUGCCGAGUACAGCGAAAGGAAUCGGCGAGAAGUGGAGGGAUGGCUGCAGAAAUCACCUGAUUCUCAUGAUUGGUCAUCGUAUUUCAACUUUGUCGUUCAGAACUUGGAAGGAAAGACAAGCGAAGACGUGUCAUUUCGACAAGAUGCACUGAGGGAGAAAAUUACCCAUAUUUUACCGUGUGAUAUUGGAUGGGAGGACCCGGUAAAAUGGCCAUCUUCGUGGUCCUCACAGAUUCGAUCGUUUGAUGUGAUCACAACAAAUCUGUGUCUAGAAGUUUCCGUGACUUCUAUAGAAGACUAUCGCCACGCGAUCGCCAAGCUGUCAAGGUACUUGAAAGCUGGUGGAUAUUUUGUCAUGCAUGGAGUUCUGGGCGAGAGUUUUUACAUGGUUGGUAAUGAAAAAUUUUAUUGCUUUCCUCUGAGUAAGAGCAUUAUUGAAGAAACUUUUGCAGAAGAGGGAUACCAGAUUCUUGAUCUGAAGGUACUUACCGUAGAUUCAACAGUGUCAAAGGGGAAUUACGAUGCCCAAGGUUGGUUCCUUUUCAGAGGCAGGUUUGACGAGCAUGCAUAGCCCAUCUAGAUGUCAGUUGUAAUGAUUGCUGAUGGCUAUUCAUUGACAGGCAGAGAAGUGGCUAGCGCUCAAAAAAUUAGUAACUUAGGCACAGUUUUUAUACUUACAGUGGUCUCGUCAGAAAGUAAUAAUCAAAUAUGAGGUUCUUUUAGUCUUCACUUGUUUGUACCAGAUCUUUUCUGUUACAAUGCCCAUUGCUCCAUUUUUUUUAUCUUGUCCUUGUGCUUCUAGUUUGUUUAUAAGUUCUCCAGUCCAGUAUAUUAACCCUUCAACUUCCAAGAUCAAAUUGUUAAUUCCCCUCAAGCUGCCACACAUUUCCUUGUAAAUUAGUAAUGAGAAUUUGGUGUUAGAUCAAGAUAACAACUUCUACCUCAUAAGUUUGAAUAUUCUCAUCACUUAUUUGCUGGAUAAUGUAAGGAUACUAUAGGGAGAAGUUUCAUGUUGAUCACUUCUGGGAGUUAAAGGGUUAAAAGGAUGCAAGGAAAUGAUAAUUGUACAAAGUGUGGUGAUUGAUAUUUUAACCUUUUCACUCCCAAGAUCUCAGAAGUAAUUCUCAUUACUUCCCAUACAAUUCUUUGGAUGUUACAAUCUGGAAUUGGAUCAACUUAUUAUCUCCCAGUUGAUCUUUCUCUUUAUUCCCAUCACUUGUCUGUUUGGUUACUCAAGGGAGUUAAAAGGUUGAUGUGAUUAUUAAGAGUACUCUACAGGUAUCUAAUGUAGAGUGAUGUACUGACAAAGAUAUGAAAGGUAAAAAUAACAUGGAACAUACCGUAUUUACCCAUGUAUAAGUCGAACCCGUGUAUAAGUCGAACCCGUGUAUAAGUCGACCCCCAAAAAUAAGUUUUUCUUAUUUCUGGGCAAGAAUUUUCUUGAAAAACUAAUCUUAUAUUUCCUAGAAUUUUCUUUCAGGUACUAUGGUUAUAUGGAAAAAAUCCCAGCAAGUUUGGACGUGAAGUUUAUUAUUGCGUGUACGCGAGCGUUUUAGCGUGUUUUAGCGACACGUGUAAGCAGCAUUUUCUUUACAAUUUUUGAAAUUAGCCUACAAAAUCAAACAUACUACUUUCUAACGAACCUUUAUCGUUGUGUAAAGGCGCGCAACAACCAAAACAAAAACCCUACCAACUAGCAUUUUAUUGGAACACGUGCUAAACAAAGUCCUCGUGCUCGCACGAUACAAAGCCAGGUUACUAAGCAGCAAAACUUUGCGAGAAAUGUGGCUUUUGUCGAGCGGACUUGGCUGCUACUAUCAGUUCUUUAUUGAAUCUUAAAGCUUUUAAACUUAGACUGCUCGAGUUGUGCAGGGAAAAGACAUCGCAACUUGUACCGUGUAAAAGUGGAUUGUUUGUUUACAUAUCAGACAAUUAUUAUGCUAAUUUGUCCUGAAAGUUUUUUAUCUCAGAUUUUGACCCAUGUAUAAGUCGAGGGCGAUUUUUUGGACCAAUUUUUAGGCAGUAAAAGGUCUACUUAUACACGGGUAAAUACAGUACAUAGCACUUUAAGAAAAGGACUGCAUUUUACUUUUUUAGUCAAUCAUAUAUUCUUCAGAUUCAGGUACUUGCAAUAUGGACAUGUAAGAAUUUUUCUUAACACGAUAAACAACAUGGAAUUCAUCAUUUGCAUAUCUUUGAGGUUUGUUUUCUUUGAAGCACUCAAUCUUCAGUAGAGGUUAAACUUCCGGGAACAGUUAUUGAAAACAUGCCUUUGAGGUUUGUUUUCUUUGAAGCUCUCAAUUUUAACAGGGGUCAAAACUCCAUGGGGUAGUUAUUGCAAAUGUAUCUUUGAAGUUUGUUUUCUUUGAAGCUUUCAAUCUUCAAUAGGGGUCAAAAUUCAUUAGAAAAGUUAUUGAAAACAUAUCCUUAUCCAAACAUAUUUCAGAGAAAAACACUUUUUGCCAAUCAGGUUUGCACAAAGAAUCUCCCCUCCCCCUUCUAACAAUGUUGAUGAAAUGAAACAAUCACAACAUCUUGGUAGGUUGAUAGAAUGCACAAUUUUAACAUCAUGUGGGAGAGAGGGAGGGGAGAAAAUUAGAUCAACUUCAAUAAACUCAUGUUAAGUAUCCCAUGAAUUUUAACCUCCGCUGUCUGAAAAUCAUCCAUUUUAGUUAUUAAAUUACUGUCAGUAAAAGUAGUGAAUUUUUGAUAAAGAACGAUUCAUAGGAUAAAAAAUGAUAAUUAUGAUUUAGGCAAGGUGUAAUUAUUUGACCAUAAACAAUAUUUUCCCUUGACUAGGAAAAAACAUUGUGCUGGCUCAAUAUACACUGUCUAGAAUAGUUUGAUUACCAUGCAUUAAUUUGAAGAAAAAGUGGGGAAUAUCAUCAUUUUUUGGUAAAUCAGGGUAAGUGUUCCAAGAUCUCCAUUGUUCAUGCAUCCUUGCUGAUGUAGAAUGUUCCUGAUGUAAAUCCCUUUCAUGCCUUCAAACAUUCUCAGUACUUUGUCUUAAUAAAAUUGUAUUAACUAUCUAAUUAAUUUGUACUAAAUAAACAGG
Pocillopora verrucosa is the source of this 3367-nucleotide messenger RNA. RefSeq names its product indolethylamine N-methyltransferase. Gene Ontology annotation, cellular component: cytosol. Gene Ontology annotation, molecular function: N-methyltransferase activity. The record is from RefSeq and is a predicted model, not a curated record. NCBI's taxonomy places the organism in Eukaryota, Metazoa, Cnidaria, Anthozoa, Scleractinia, Pocilloporidae.